ACACCAGGGACUCGGUCAUCUCGCUCCACGAGGGCCGCGUGUACCAUCACUCAGCUCCUCACCACUUCUGCUACACCAACACACGUGUCCCACAAUGGCACGACAUCUGGACCAGGACACAGAUCCGAGUCAACAGCAGCCGGAUGAUCCGAGUCACCCAGGUGGACAGCGAGGAGGAACUGGAGGAGUUCAGUGUGUGGAACAUCAUCUUCUCCUUCCUGAGGGAGAAGCUGAACGACACCAGCAUCGAUGUGGAUCUCUACAGCAACAAAACCUGCCUGAAGGUCGAUCUGCUGGAGACCGGCACCACAUACUGCGUGGUCCUCUUCCGACGCUUUGAUCCUAAGCUGUUCCUGGUUUUCUUCCUGGGCCUGUUGUUGUUCUUCUGUGGGGACAUGCUGAGCAGGAGCCAAUUCUUCUACUACUCAGCCGGGAUUAGUUUUGGCUUGUUGGCCUCGCUGCUCAUCCUUGUCUACAUGAUGUCUAAGGUCAUGCCCAAGAAAAGUCCUGUUUACUUCCUGCUGGUAGGAGGCUGGUCCUUUUCCCUGUACCUGCUUCAGCUGAUCUUCAAGAACCUACGGGAGAUCUGCAAGUCCUACUGGCGGUACCUUCUAGGCUACCUGCUGCUCGUGGGCUUCGUCAGCUUCGGCGUGUGCUACAGGUACGGCCCGCUGGAGAACGAGCGCAGCAUCACCCUCCUCUCCUGGGCCCUGCAGCUCCUGGGCCUGUUGUUGAUGUACUCGGGCAUCCAGAUCCAUCCCAUCGCUUUGGCCUUGGUGGUCAUCGCCAUCUGCACCAAGAACCUGGACUACCCUGUGCAAUGGGCCUUCACUGCCUACAGGAGAAUGCAGAGUGCCAGGCUGGGGCCGAGCCCCCCUCGCCUGCUGACAGAGGAGGAGUACCGGCUCCAGGGGGAGGUGGAGACACGCAAGGCCCUUGAGGAGCUUCGAAGCCACUGCAGAAGCCCAGAUUUCUCUGCCUGGACUGCAGUCUCCCGCAUCCAGUCUCCCAAGAGGUUUGCUGACUUUGUGGGUGGUGCCUGUCACCUCACCCCCCAGGAGGUCUCUGUCCACGAGCAGGAGUACGGCCUGGGUGGCAUCUUCAUUGAGGAACAGCUCUUUGAGGAGGAGGAGGAUGAGGAUGAGGAUGAUGACUCACCCUUUGACAAGAAUCACAUGAGAUAUUCCCUGACCCACAACCACCUGGAUGCAGAUUGA
Antrostomus carolinensis (chuck-will's-widow) is the source of this 1217-nucleotide messenger RNA. RefSeq names its product nuclear envelope integral membrane protein 1 (gene NEMP1). Lineage: Eukaryota; Metazoa; Chordata; Aves; Caprimulgiformes; Caprimulgidae. Gene Ontology annotation, cellular component: nuclear envelope. The record is from RefSeq and is a predicted model, not a curated record. The annotation marks the transcript as partial. The transcript has 8 exons.